UAUCUGGAAAUUAUUGUUAAGAAAUUGAUUGGCUUUCUCCCUUUCACAGCAACGAAAGAGAAGAUUGUUGCAAAUUUAGCCAACUUUGCGUAUGAUCCAUACAACUAUUCAUUCUUACGCCAGCUUAAUAUUUUGGAACUCUUCCUGGACUGCAUAACAGAACCAAAUGAGAAGCUUGUAGAAUUUGGGAUUGGUGGCAUUUGCAAUGCUUGUGUUGAUCCAGCAAACUCUGCUGUUAUCAUCCAGUGUGGUGGUAUCCCUCUUGUUAUUCAAUGUCUAUCAAGUCCAGUUAGAAACACUGUGAACCAUGCUCUUGGGGCUCUUUAUUAUCUAUGUGACAUGUCUAACAAGGAAGAAAUUUUGAAGCCAGAAGUGGUUGAUGUCAUUAGGAGGUAUGCUGCAGCUGAAACUGUUAGUGUGAGCUUCAGUAAUCUAGCCAAGGCAUUUUUAGAUAAACACGUUGUGGAAAGCAAGUGAGAAAAGAACCCCUUUCUGGUA
This is a messenger RNA of Pistacia vera, 498 nucleotides long. Its product is annotated as armadillo repeat-containing protein 7-like. The record is from RefSeq and is a predicted model, not a curated record. The annotation marks the transcript as partial. The transcript is spliced from 4 exons. Gene Ontology annotation, molecular function: protein binding. Lineage: Eukaryota; Viridiplantae; Streptophyta; Magnoliopsida; Sapindales; Anacardiaceae.